Molecule: messenger RNA, 1779 nt
Organism: Necator americanus (New World hookworm)
Lineage: Eukaryota; Metazoa; Nematoda; Chromadorea; Rhabditida; Ancylostomatidae
Exons: 13
Coding region: 1-1779 (592 amino acids)
Molecular function (GO): chloride channel activity
Source: RefSeq, a predicted model, not a curated record
AUGACAAUCAAUUACAAUUUGGCCGUCUCAACCUCGAAGCCAUGGACACUAUUCAAAUUGUUGCUAAAAUGGCGUGGAAGUAUCUGGAAAGCAGUUAUUCUGGAACUAGUAGUAUGGCUAAUGUUCUACGGAAUUCUUAGCAUCAUCUAUAGAACUGCAUUAACACAUGACCAACAAAAGACAUUCGAGAGAGUGGUACAGUACUGUAAUGCAAGACUCAACUACAUUCCGUUGAACUUCAUGUUAGGCUUCUUCGUCACAGCUGUUGUGAAUCGAUGGACGUACCUAUAUCAAAUAAUUGGAUUCAUAGAUAAUAUUGGUCUCAUGACAGCCGAGUAUGUGCGUGGUAGAAGUGAGUUGGCUCGAAUGUAUCGAAGAAAUAUCGUGCGAUACUGUGAGCUGGCACAAGUGCUGGUAUUCCGAGACAUCAGCAUGCGAACCCGAAGGCGAUUCCCAACCUUGGACACAGUGGUUGCAGCAGGUUUCAUGAUGCCUCACGAAAAGGAACGUUUUGACGAGAUUCAGUACCGUUACUCGAAGUACUGGGUCCCUUUCCAAUGGGCGCUCGCGCUCACCUACGAUGCACGAAAACGAGGCCUCAUAGAAAGUGACUACUAUCAAGUGGUAGUACAAGAGGAAAUUAAAAAAUUUCGUACUGGUCUCGCAUGGAUUUGUAACUACGAUUGGGUCCCAAUACCAAUUAUGUAUCCACAAUUGGUUUGUUUAGCUGUUCACACAUACUUCAUAGUGUGCUUAUUGGCCAGACAAUACAUUAUUUCGGAGAAUUCGAAUAAGAAAACGGAGGUUGACUUGUACUUUCCUAUCAUGUCUACACUACAGUUUAUAUUCUACAUGGGAUGGAUGAAGGUAGCCGAGGCAAUGUUGAAUCCGUUCGGUGAAGACGACGAUGACUUUGAAUGCAAUGCUCUCAUUGAUAGAAAUAUUACCAUGGUGUUGAUGAUGGUCGACCAGGGUUACGACAGGCCGCCUGAUCUAAAAAGAGAUCCAUUUUGGGACGAGGAGGUGGAACCUUUGUAUUCGGAAGAGUCAGCGAAAAUUCCUAAUAAUCAACUGAAAGGUUCGGUCAGUGAAGUGAGAUUGCCCGAACACGUGCAGGAAAUAAGAAUGGUACCGCACUAUGACGAUCGCGAUCCACUAAUUUCCAAUUCUCCAACUUUACGGAGAAGAGUUAGUGUUGUUCCUGUCAACCAGCAAGAACGUCGACAAAGUCGGCCAUCUAUUGGUUCACUGGAGAUGUUUAGGAGUUUUAAGAAUAAAGUUGGAAGGUCCCUCUCUCGCGGACAGAUCUAUGACGAAGAACAACCCCGAAAAACAGUGUCUCACGGGCAUCUUCCGAUCCUUGACCAACGUGGAGCCGUGAAAACGGAAGAAAAUAAUUCAACCGGAGAAAAAUCGUUCAGCAAUGCUGCAUUCAUUGAUAGUCAAGAAGAUGUCAACGCGUCGCCAGAAACAAACAAAACUGUGAAGGAAGUUAGAAAAUCGUCAUCUACGACUAAUCUAAAAUCUCCACACGAUUUUCAACAUCACGUUCUUGACGAUGUGUUGGAGGAAAAUGAAGAAGAAAUGAACAUGAAGACAAUACGGAAAAGAAGUUCAGUGGGAAACGCUGGAAAUGAGGAAGGAACAAAUUUUGGCGUCCUUGCUAGCAUGGCAGAUGAGACAAGGAUAUCCUUGGAACCAUCGGCAGAUGAUGAAAAUGAGCCUACAGAGAAAAGAAAAAGCAAAGAAUUCUUUAUUGGACAAGAUAACCAAGGCUGA